AGGCCUAGACAUUUCCUCCCUCUCGAUUUCGUACCAACCAAGGUACCUAUGCUGAAAUUCAUUUUAAGUUUUAUCAGCAUAAUGGGCGGCCGUGUUGAAUCCAAUAAAGCUGAGCACAUAAAAACUUUACGAAAAUGUGUCGAUAAAGAAGAAAUAAAUUUAAAUGGUAAAACGCAAAAUCACAAAAAUGGAUAUUCUAAUGGUGCACUGCAAAGCAAUGGAACCGGUAAAAUGUAUAAAGAAAAUGAGUUCAAACCUCCACCACCCAUGGAUUGGUCACAGUAUGACACCUUCCCUGGUUCAUUUGAAAAGUGUUCACUAAUGAGCUUGGUGCUGACCCACAUUGGCCUCUACAUCCUCAUGUUCCUUGGCUUUCUUAACAAGAUGCUGUUCACUCCAAAAGUCCACAAAGAGAAAAAUAGAGAGGGCUACGCACCCCUGUACAACCCUUUCGAGCAGUUCUACUCCCGCUACGUGUACAGGCGAGUGAGUCAUUGCUUCAACCGGCCCAUCUGCUCCGCGCCUGCCAACAUCCUGUCCCUUAUGGAGCGGGAGUCCACCGACUUCAACUGGUCCUUCAAAUUGACGGGUAAGGUGCUCCGGUGUAUCAAUCUGGGGUCCUAUAACUACCUAGGGUUGAGUGGUGAGCGGGAACCGGUGGCGGAGGCCGUCCGGAAGUACGGGCUAACGUUGAGUUCGCCCCGGGCCGAGCUGGGAGAGUGCCGGCUUCACUUAGACCUCGAGAAAGAGACAGCAGAUUUUCUUGGCGUCGAGUCAGCGAUAGUUUUCGGCAUGGGUUUCGCUACCAACACGCUGUCGCUGCCGGGGCUGUUGAGCCCAGAUUGCCUUGCGAUAUCGGACGAGAACAACCACGCGUCUAUCAUUCUGGGACUGCGAUUAUCGCGCGUCACGGUGCGCGUGUUCAGACACAAUGACGUCAGACAUUUGGAGAAGAUCGCAAGGCAGGCCAUCGCAGAGAACAAGUGGAAAAAGAUCGUUAUUUUAGUGGAAGGUGUAUACAGCAUGGAGGGUUCGAUAGCUCCCCUACAAGCGAUAGUUGCGUUGAAGAAGCAGUUAGGGCUACAGCUGUUUGUGGACGAGGCCCAUUCUAUCGGGGCGCUGGGCCCGCGGGGCAGGGGCGUCACGGACUACUGGGGCGUGCCGCCCUCCGACGUCGAUAUACUUAUGGGCACUUUUACUAAGAGCUUCGGUGCCGCGGGUGGAUAUAUUGCUGGCCCCGCGCGGCUGGUGAACCACAUCCGCGCGGCGGGCCACGCGGCCGCGUACGCGCACAGCAUGGCGCCGCCCGUGGCCGCGCAGGUGCUGGCUGCUAUGCGCCGCAUCCGCUCGCCCGCGGGACAGCUGCGCGUGCGCGCGCUCAGAGACAACACGCGCUACUUCCGCGAGAGAUUACGAUCGAUGGGAGUAGUGGUUUUUGGUCACCCAGACUCUCCGGUGGUGCCCCUGUUAGUGUACACGUUCAGCAAGAUGGCGGCCACCGUGGAGCGGCUCACGGAGCGCGGGCUGGCCGUGGUCGGCGUCGGCUUCCCCGCCACGCCGCUCAGCAAGGCCAGGAUCCGUUUCUGCCUGAGCGCUGCGCACACGCGGCCGCAGCUGGACGAGUGCCUGCGCGCGAUCGCGGACGUGGUGGCGGAGCUCGGGCUGCGGUACUCGCGUCAGCCGCCGCACUAGCGGCCGUCUCCGCACAGUAUUGCACUACACACUACAUUAUGGUAUUACAUUAUACACACUCAAUAAAUUAUUUUGUUUUA
Molecule: messenger RNA, 1772 nt
Organism: Plodia interpunctella (Indianmeal moth)
Lineage: Eukaryota; Metazoa; Arthropoda; Insecta; Lepidoptera; Pyralidae
Gene: lace
Product: lace
Exons: 9
Coding region: 49-1692 (547 amino acids)
Biological process (GO): sphingosine biosynthetic process; ceramide biosynthetic process
Cellular component (GO): serine palmitoyltransferase complex
Molecular function (GO): pyridoxal phosphate binding; serine C-palmitoyltransferase activity
Source: RefSeq, a predicted model, not a curated record